This is a messenger RNA of Coccinella septempunctata (seven-spotted ladybird), 1754 nucleotides long. RefSeq names its product cytosol aminopeptidase-like. The coding region runs from base 147 to 1700 and encodes 517 amino acids. Gene Ontology annotation, biological process: proteolysis. NCBI's taxonomy places the organism in Eukaryota, Metazoa, Arthropoda, Insecta, Coleoptera, Coccinellidae. Gene Ontology annotation, molecular function: metalloaminopeptidase activity; manganese ion binding. Gene Ontology annotation, cellular component: cytoplasm. The transcript has a single exon. The record is from RefSeq and is a predicted model, not a curated record.
UUGUUAUGCAAUUCGUUAUGAUUCAUUGGAUAUUAAUGAUAGAAUCCAUCAAGAAUUUAUUCACACCCCAUUCAUUGAGUUGAGGUUAGAUAGCACACCGGUGAUCUUUUAUUUUGAAUAUUCUUGUUAACGGGGUUGAGAAAAAAAUGAGGAAUCUGUUGAAUUGCAUAAAACUCGAGAAGUUCUCCAGGUAUAUCCGACUUUCCCAGGGAAAUAGAUUUUAUUCUUCUCAAAAGGUCAACAAGAAUGGUAUUGUUCUUGGCGUGUACAGUGAAAAAAUAGGGGACGAAACCAAAUUGAUUCUGACCCCGGCAGCGGAAAAAUUCAACGAAUUAAGCCACGGUAAAUUUUUAUCAAAUUUGAAAUUCGUCGAGUCGGAAAUAAAAGAAGGAAAAUCCUUCGUGUUCUGGGGUCUGCACGAAGACUACCAGGCAGUAGCUGUAACCGGACUAGGCGAGAAAAAUAAAAAAUUGGAUUCCUUAGAACUUAUAGAUUCGAAUAAAGAAGGAAUUCGUUUGGCUGCGGCUAACGGAUGUACCGCUUUGAAAAAUGCUGGAGUCAAAAAUAUAUCUGUUGAAAGUUUAGGGGAUGCAGAAGCCUCAGCUGAAGGGAGCGUUUUAGGGACUUGGAAAUUCCAAGAGUACAAAACGAAGAAAGAUGAUAUUCCCAAAGUUAAUUUAGUUUUGGAAGAUGAAUCGGAGUAUGAGAAAUGGAAUCGAGGUGUCAUAAAGGCAGACGCCCAAAACUUGGCUAGAAAGUUGGCAGACACUCCGUCCAAUCUUUUAACACCAACUAUAUUCAGCCAGCAGAUCGUUGAAGUGUUGAGAUCAGAAAAUAUAACCAUCGAGGUUCAUGAUCAAGAGUGGGCAAGGAAAGAAAACAUGAAUGCAUUUUUAUCAGUUGCUAAGGGUUCAAUAGAACCACCCAAAUUUCUGGAAUUAACUUACAACAACGGUAAAAAUGAUAAACCCUAUGUUCUAGUAGGAAAAGGAGUAACGUUUGACGCUGGAGGCAUCAGUAUCAAACCAUCGACUUCGAUGGACCACAUGAGAGCUGAUAUGGGAGGUGCAGCUAGCGUAACAGCCACCCUUUACGCUGUAGAUAAACUUAAAAUACCAGUUAACCUCAAAGUUCUGAUCCCCCUUGUGGAAAACAUGCCGUCUGGUAGCGCUUUGAAACCGGGGGAUGUAAUCAAAGCAAGAAACGGAAAGACAAUAUGCGUCGAUAACACCGAUGCUGAAGGAAGGUUGAUCCUUGCCGAUGCCCUUUGUUACAGCUCUAAAUUCACCCCGAAAUGGGUAUUGGACAUUGCAACUUUAACCGGUGCUAUGAUGGUAGCUCUCGGGAGUGGAGCAACCGGUGUUUUCACAAAUUCAGACCACUUAUUCAGUAUCCUUCAGAGUGUUAGUUCUAUAACGGGAGAUAGGGUGUGGAGGUUUCCCCUUUGGAAACAUUACCUAGACCAGAUCGCUAAAAACGACGCCUACGACCUAAACAACAUCGGUCAGGGUAGAGGAGGUGGUAGUUGUACAGCAGCAGCGUUUCUCAAGGAAUUUGUGCCGGAAAAUACUGAAUGGUUACAUCUCGAUAUGGCUGGUGUUAUGGGGCCACAACCAGAUACUUCUAUGCCUUAUUUAGGGAAAGGAAUGACCGGACGACCUACCAGGACAUUAAUCGAGUUUAUAGCAGCGCAAAAGUAAAGUUACAAAAAUUGUACAUAAUUUAUUUUGUUAUUAAAGUUUUCAAAAAUUAAA